AUGGAGGACAUCCUUUACUGUAAGGAUUUGUAUGAGCCCCUUCAAUUGCUGGGACAAAAACCAGAAGGGAAGUUAGACGAUGCAUGGAGCAUUCUGAAUAGAAAAGUUGUCGGAAAAACCCGACAAUGGGUGGAUCAAAGUGUGUUUCACCAUGCGGCACAAGAGACUGAUGCAUACAAAUUAUGGACAAAAUUGUCGUCCAUGUAUGAGCGGAAGAUCGCUCAAAAUAAAGUAUCGGUUAUCCGACGGUUGGUAAACCUUAAGUACAAAGAUGGUCGAAGUGUUACCGAAUGUCAGUGA
Messenger RNA from Prunus armeniaca (apricot), 300 nucleotides. Lineage: Eukaryota; Viridiplantae; Streptophyta; Magnoliopsida; Rosales; Rosaceae. The record is from the annotation of a GenBank genome assembly.